Messenger RNA from Seminavis robusta, 1814 nucleotides. Lineage: Eukaryota; Bacillariophyta; Bacillariophyceae; Naviculales; Naviculaceae. The record is from the annotation of a GenBank genome assembly.
UGUAGAUCUGCGCAGUAAAGCGGACCAAAACGUUCAAAAGGAGCUUCAAAGCUUCAAAGCUCAGUUCAUUUAUUUAUUUUUUGAUCAUUACCAGUUACCAGUAUGCAUCUGCAUACAAUGUCAUGAUACAUGCAUACCAGUGGGAUGGCUAGCUACGACAUUGUAGUACUGGUACAGCUGUUUCUGCGUUUCUGAUUUGCUCCAGAAGCAUGCUAUCUGUGGCCAGAUGGCCAGAUGGAUUGGUAAAAUCCAGGUUUGAUUAUCUAGUCUACGGGUACUAGUAGCCCAGACUGAAUGAGGCCAAACGGCGUCAAAAUUCGCAAUUCCCACCGUUACGACUUCGAAUGAUCAACAUCAGCCUUCCCUGGAUCUGAAGUAAAAGCAAGUAAGUUCAGCAUUAGUUAAUGAGCCCUAAAGAAGGUUCCAGUUGUUGGUUCUGGAGUUGGUCUGGAAGUGGAGUCUAGCUAGCUAGAGUGAAGGAUCCUGGUAUUCAGUGCUGGUUGUUCCAGUUCUUGUUGGAUCAGGCGUAGGCCUGUGGGCCUGAGUGGAAACGAACCAGGAGUCGGCCCAGGAGUUGGUCUAGACGUGGGCCUGGAGAUGAACUGCUGCUUUUUAGUAGGGUAGAAGUAGGUCUUAGUGUUGGACCUGGUGCGUUUCCAGGUUUCGUCCUGACCAGGAGUAGGGAGUGGAGAUGGGCGGGGCAGCCCAGCAGGGGAAAAGCUUGACACCACCCGAUGAGCCCCAGAUCCCAGAUCCAAAGAGUCCUCAACAGCUCCCACAACCCACCCGAUGGAGCAACAGGGAACCAAGCUUUCGGCACUUCCCACAGACCACCAUGUUACCUCGUCAACCGUUCCUUGCCCUUUUGCUGUUGCUGAUGCUGAUAAACCUGGGACAAGCCCUGGUUCAUUACCAGAAAUUGCUUCCACAGCGGCAUGGCAGCAGCAGCCAGAGCAAUCAUCACUGUGGCCUUUACAUGCGAAUGAAUCCAACCUCAUUUGAUGGAUCCAACUUUGUCAUUACAGAAUUCCCUCGCCCAGCGUUGCGGCGUGUCCCCAAUGCUCCUGUUGAAAGGUUUGACAAGGAAUUAGAAAGCCUAGCAGAGGAAAUGAUAUCUGUCAUGUACCAGGCCAAUGGGGUUGGACUGGCAGCACCCCAGGUGGGCCUCAAUGACAUGAUGUUUGUGUAUAACCCCAGCGGUGACCCCGAAGUCAAAGCCAUGGAGCGAGUUGUCUGCAAUCCCAAAAUUGUCGAGUAUAGCACGGAGACAGAGGUGGAGGAAGAAGCAUGCCUCAGUUUUCGGAGUGAUGAUUGUCCUGGUUCUGUCGCUAGAUCUUCGUGGAUUCAAGUAGUGUACCAGAAUGAAUUGGGACAACAGAUUCGAAGACGCCUCAAGGGGUUCGAGGCCAGGGUGUUUCAACACGAAUACGACCAUUUGUUAGGCCUUCUUUGUUGGGAUCGAUUCCCACCCGAAGACAGGGAAGCUGUCAAGGCCAACAUUGACAAGUUGCUGGGCUUGUAUCCAGAGGAGGAUGCAGUCAUUGAUCCACACCCAGAUCAGUUGAAAAUCAUGCAACCACCGCCUUUGACAGCAAGGAGAAUGCCGCCACUAGAAGCAGAAGGAGAGCCAGAAAAGAAAACCGCAGCUCCUAAAGCCAAGACUGGUUUUGGGGCUCCUGGGGGUUUUGGAGGAGGCUCCAAAAGCAAAAGGGCAAAGAAGAAGAAGGCAAAGAAAUAAGAUAGUUCCAUUAAUGCCUAGCUAGCUAGUCACCAGGCGGGUGGCCGGGGAGAUUCUGCCCGGAUAUUACUUUUGU